Osmia lignaria (orchard mason bee) is the source of this 9972-nucleotide messenger RNA. It is a transcript of the gene jumu, whose product is annotated as Forkhead box protein N4 jumeau. Lineage: Eukaryota; Metazoa; Arthropoda; Insecta; Hymenoptera; Megachilidae. The record is from RefSeq and is a predicted model, not a curated record. Gene Ontology annotation, biological process: regulation of transcription by RNA polymerase II. Gene Ontology annotation, molecular function: DNA-binding transcription factor activity, RNA polymerase II-specific; transcription cis-regulatory region binding.
CGUGGUCUUUGUUCACGAGCUUGCCGUCAACGUUACUUCAGUUCCGUAAAGGGGGCCUUGUGUCGGUGUCCGUUUAUACAUGGUCGCUGCCAAAAAUCGCAUAAUUCUCUUGUAAAUAUAUGUGUGAAAGUGGUGCUUGCCCGCGAGGACGACGUGCUUUAAGGAUUGUCAAAUACACGAAUAACUGUUGAACCUGUUCGAGUCCAAAGAUCACAAAGCAAGUUAGCUGACGGAUGGAAAACGUUGGAGGGAUCGGCGUCUAGGAUGAAAUAGAGGUAGUCGUGCAGGGGCCCUUUAUGACCUGCGAAGGAUUUCAGGUUGAAUAGCUUCAGGGUCUUAGGAUCGUCUAACGCUCGAGGACCCUUCUCGGAACUCGAGCUUGAAGAGGCGAGGGAAGAAAGAUUAUCCUGUUGCAUGAACGAGAUACAAUUUUCGACGACGACCCUCCUUCCUGUAAAUGGCCAAGCAUAAAAUUACACGCUUACGACCCCUUUGCAAAUUUAUUUUUAAUCGAUACGUCCUCCUUUCCUUACAAUUUUUCCAAAUAUUAAACUCAUUCUCAGCUUCCUAAAAAUUCUAAUUUUUACACUUAUGCUAAUUGAAAAAUUCCAAAAUUCCAAUUUUUCCCAAGUCGACCCGAGGGCACUGGCAUAGCCGGUGGUUUCCUCUGAGAACGACCGAGUGGAACGACCAUUUGAUACUCUGCGAUAUUAUUACAAGUAAGUGGACAUUCUUUUUCAAGGCUGUUCCUCGUAUUCCUCGGUCAAGUUUUCGCCAAAGACAUUGAGAAGCGGCCAGGGCCGUGCCCCGACGGUCCUCACCCUUGAUACUUAAUAUCCUUGCUAAUUCGUUUGACCUAGUUUCGUACUGCUUACUAUAGCAAACUUAUUCCGCUUGAAAAAACAUUUUAGAGAUGUGGGAAAAUACGCAGCUGUUACCCUGGGCUCGAAUUUGUUAACAAUUUACCGACCGGUAGCGAUUGAACAAAUAUUUCCCUGACAUUAAAAAAAUUAUAUAAGAAUAUGGAAGCUUACAGUACAAUUUAAUAAUUGUAACUCAAUAAUAGAUAAGAAAUUAUUGGUUACCGUGGCAACCAUUAAUAGGUUACCGGUCGAUAAGUGUGGGGACAAAAAUUCGAUUUAUAGGUUACCGGUCGAUAAGCGUGGGGAUAAAAAUUCGAUUAAUAGGUUACCGGUCGAUAAGCGUAGGGAUAAAAAUUCGAUUAAUAGGUUACCGGUCGAUAAGCGUGGGGACAAAAAUUCGAUUAAUAGGCCAUCGGUCGGUAAAAUAUUAAAAAUGGAUUGAUACGCGUAGAAGGUAAUCUUAAACCUUGGAAGCUUUAUUUUAGUUUCAAUUACUAUGUGCAACGAGCAUUCUCAGAUUAACUUAUCGACUGCACACGGUUGAAGAGCUAUUUUAUAAAUGCUGCCGCUUGUUGCUCCUCGGGUCGACGACCCGGCCAUCUCUGUUUUUAAUUUUCUCUCGUUGAAAAAUUUCCACGGGGACGAUUUUCGUCCUAACCUCGCUGCGAAUUCAUCGCAAUUAUCGGCCCGUGAAUAUAUUACGCUCGGUUGUCGUAACGGCUCGAUGAGUCAACGGUAUUAUAUAUCAGUCAUAAUAUUAUAUAUCACGUGUGUGUAAUUUACAAACUUAACCGGGCUUUUGCGCUAGUAUGUAUGAUCGUAAUAACGAGGCCGUGGAACGAGGAAUUUCGUUACCCAAGACGAAAAUACGUAUAGCGUGUUGUUCACGGCGGAUGUACGAAGCGAUGCAUACACGAUUGCAUCUGACCGCAGAUUCCACGGAGUGCUCGAUGUAAACGUGCCCUGUGCACAGCUCAUUUGUGGCCGGAGUAGCAUUUACACACGCUUACACGAAUGUUCGCCGGAGUCAACGUUACAGUCCGCGCUUCUGGGAAUUGAACUUCUUUAGAAAAAGUUUCUUAACCCUUUGAAGCACUCUUUACCUCGCAGAGAAUUAAUAAUUUAAAAUAGAAUAGAUAGGGUAUCUUUAAUGUUACAUCUUUUGGAUUACAAUUUUGAAUUUGAGUAUUUUCCCGCGCUUGUAAUAAAUGGCGCCAGAUUUGAAUAAUUGGAUGUACCAUGAUAUAAAAAAAAAAUGAUGAACAUUGAAUAAAAUUUUAGCUCAUAAGCGCCAUCGAAUAACGUUUCAUUACAUUUCUAAAAAUAUCGUUCAGUCACGUAGACUUGAAUGUCUCGUGCGCGUAAAGGCCACUCCACGCUACACGAGUUGUGUUACGUGGAGCAGGGUCAGUUCUCUGUUUGUCUUUCUCUCUCUCCCCCCUCCUUCUCCCCCGAUAAUUCAACCGCCUGUUUUCCCUCCACUUUGUACAGGUAUUUUUAGAGCAAAGUCUUGAUCAGCCACCAGUUAUAUGUACUAAGGAAAAUCACCGUAGUCAUUUGUAAGUUACGGGUAUUCAAAUUUCGCGCCGUUCGAGAUCAGAUGCGCGCGCAGCAUCCUAGGUACAAAAAUUGUUUUGGUUGUUUUUUUUAAAUUAAAAAGACGGAGGGCUGACAAUAUCGUCCUUGUAUUUAUCAACGAUACCGAUUUUAUUCGUUUCGAAGAAGAACGUCUCCGUCUUAUUCAUCCCGCUGAUAAUUUGAUGGUUGGUAGCGCAUCCGGCGCCCGACAUGUGCGUAACACGAGCUCCUCGAGUGGAGUGGUUUGUUCUGUAGGCCACGGUUCGGGAGAACUCCGUCCCACGAAUCGUCGAACUAGCGGACGAGAGGCGGACGGAAAGAAACCAGAGGAUUCUUCGUGACAGAGAAAUAUCGGAGCCGCGGAGAAAGAACCCGAAGGAUUGAUAAUAUCCUUGAUCGUUAAUGAGGGUUGAGGUGGAGGAAUCUACCUACCUUUUUCUUUCGCCAACUGUCUCGGGUCCCGGUGAUCGGCGGGGGGGAAAAAAUGAAAGAUGAAACGGUAAAAAGUAAUCAUCAAUGUCACAGGGAAGAGGCAGAAAAUUCGUGGCGGGACAUCAAACGUGGCAACGAACAGACGUGGAAAAAGAAUCGACGGAUAAAAACACGCUCGCCGGACGGAGAGAGCGAUAGCUUCGAACAGAAGAGGAUCAAAGCGGUUUCUCUUCGUACCGUAGAGACAGAGAUGGAGCCAGAGUUGGUUCGACGAGGACGGAACGAUUGAAAGAGAAAGAAUGAACGCAUUCGAGAGCCUCCAUGAUGGAACGAAACUGACAAAGACACGCGAAGAGAGUGAAAUAGUUAAACGAGGAAAGGGUUACGAGUAGGGUUAUGAUGGCGGCGAGCGAGGGGGGGGAUUGAUACUACGAGUCCACGCGUUCUAUAGUAAAUCGACUAUAGUACUAUGAGUCAGUCACACCCACAAGCCGGUUAUGGGUUCAAGACCCUCGUCGCGCGCUUGUACACACUGUGUACACUCAAACGCGCGCGCACACAUGCCGUGUAAUGCUGCGAGGUCACGCGUACGUAUGCGCUCGAGAAUCUAUUGGCCUUGCUACGAGAGAUCGUGAGGAUGAUCCUCAGAUUCGAUAAAAUUAUCGAAAUUCAACGGGGCGCGCAUUCCUUUUUUUUUUACCAGAGAAAUAUUAUCUGUGAUAGAUUCGUAUUGAAUUAAGCCAGGGACGUACCUAGAGGUCGCGGGCCCCGGGCAAAACUCUUGAUAAUAUUUAACUCUAGAUUGCCGGGGCGAGUCAAUUUUACUCAUUUAUUAUUUUGUUGCUAUAUAUAUAGAAAAAUUUAAAUAAUUUUCUUUCCAAUUUAGUUCCAAUACUGUUAAUUAGACGCCAUUUUUAAAGUAUCGAAACGCGGGGCCCGGCGCUAACGACGGCCCUGAAUUAGGCGCGCUUAUCUUUGACCUCUUUUUUUUUACUGAAAAAUCUUGAGACUUAGGGAUGUGUUAGGAAAAAUAUUAGACACGUCGCGUAUUAUUCUCGGCGAGCCGAGUUGCAAACUGCAGUUUGUGCAGGCAGAAUAUUAAACUCCAGGGAAGGGGGGGAUGGGCGUCCAUGUGAAAAUGAUCGAUGGACGAGAGACCGAGUUUUAAUGAAACCGAUAUUUUCAUCGAGCAAUUACCGUCCAUGUCAGGUGAAUGUUGGAUACGGAGAGUAGACACGGUACUGGGCUGGUUCAGGGACCGACGAGGGACCCUUGGCUCACGAUGGAUUACUACCUCGGCACGGAUAGCCUGUCGCUGCAAGAGAUGCUCGACGUCGACAUCAAAUGCGAAAUCGAAGGAGUGAUCGGCGGUCACACGGAAUUGGGUUUCAAUUUCACCGAUAUGUCCAGCUUAGAGAUGGACGACGACCCGAUCGGUUGCCAGGGGGACAUCAGUGGAUGGUUUGGUUCCACCAGUUUGAUCAAUGGGAACAGCAAUUCAUCCAAUAGCAAUUUCAAUCUGGACCUAAGCGGAAGCGACGCCGCCUCCAUUAUGGUGAACCCAAAUUCUGUGAUGCCUCACAUAGCGAUCCGUAGUCCCAGCCCGAACAACGGCAGGAGGCACUUCUCGUUCUCCACGAGGAAGGAGAUAAAGGAGGAGAAGAUAGACGUGGAGGACGAGCUGGAGAACGAUGCCGGUAGUUACAUAGAGAACGAGAAUGAGCAUGAAAACGACAACGACAACGAGCUGGAGAACGAAAUUGGCAACGACACCGAGACCGAGCAAUACGAGAACGACAUCACGGAAACUGAAGAGGAUUCCGAGGACGAGCAAGAGAUCUCGAAGCCCGUGACACCGUCGAAAUUGAAAACAGUACCAGUAUCCACCCUGAAGGCUUCGCCGCAGUUUUUAAAGACACAGACAACCACCAAGAUAAACGGCAUGCCCGGCAUCAGGGUACGGAACUUCAAACUCCUUCAGAAUCCUAAUCAGACACCUCAGCACGUGCGAAAGCAGAUCUACAACAAUAACGUGCACAUCAGUCCAGGAGCCGCCGCAAUGGCGUCCAUGAAAAGGGAGAAGGAAUUCGAUUUGUCCGACUACGACGACAAAUCUUAUCCCAAACCGGCUUACUCAUACUCCUGUUUAAUCGCGAUGGCGUUGAAAAACAGCCAGACCGGCUCUCUACCCGUGUCUGAGAUAUACAAUUUUAUGUGCGAGCAUUUCCCAUAUUUCAAAACGGCACCGAACGGCUGGAAGAACUCUGUCAGGCACAAUUUGUCCUUGAACAAGUGCUUCGAGAAGAUAGAGAAGCCAGCUGGUAAUGGGAACCAGAGGAAAGGUUGUCUGUGGGCGAUCAACCCGGCGAAGGUAGCCAAGAUGGACGAGGAGGUGCAAAAGUGGUCGAGAAAGGAUCCUCUUGCCAUCAAGAAAGCUAUGAUAUAUCCGGAUCACUUGGAACUUCUCGAGAGGGGGGAGAUGAAGUACGCCGGUAGCGGGGACGUGUCCGAGGAAACUGAGAGUUCCGGCGACGAGGCCGUCGAGGAGAGUACCGCCUUCGACGAGUCCAUCCGCGGUCACCUGGCUGCGAACUCCGUGACCGACAGUUAUGACGAGAGCAGUCAGGACUGCGACGUCGACAUCACGGAACAGCUGUACGACGAGAUCGACAUCGAGGAGAACAAGGAAGCGUUGCACAUGCAGCUGAACAUCUCUAAACAGGAGUCGUUCGAGUACGAGCUUAGCCCCAGUACGAAGAGGCAAAAGACGUUGACCGGUACGAUACAGGGUAAUUAUUUGUAUCAACCUGUGACCACGUCGCGAAGAAAAACGCCUCUCCUUUUGCGAGCCGGCAUGGGCAGCGGUUCUUUUCUUAAAAUCGAUUAAGCCUGAACGUAAAUUCCUAAUUUUAUAUACUGUCGAUAGAAAGACAGAGGAACGAGAUACGAAUUCGUAGAGAAUAAUUGAUACAGAGAAAAUUCUGUGCUUUUUAUUUCAUACUUAACCCUGCUAUUCUAUGCCGAUUUAGCGAUUCUCGUUUAUUUAUAGGGACUUAUAGGAAGUACACAUUUUUUCCCCACUGGGAGUUUGUCUAUAAGUAAAUGAAAAGAUUCAGAGGAUAGUGGGGUUAAGGAGGAGGAAGAACUUGUGUAUCAUGGAAAUGAAGAGAAUUUAUUUUGUAAUAAGUUAUGAUUUCUUUUUUAUUUUUCUACCAGUACUACCACAAUUUUCACUUCUAGAUGAUUCUUAAAAUUGAUGAUACAUAAGUUUUUUUUUUAAUAUGUUGGCAACGCGUUAAACAUGAUUAUUUUAAAGUACAGUUUCUUAUAAUUUGACCUCUGAAUGUUUUUAUUUAACAAAUAUCUCUGUAUCAAAUAUCUUCGACCGUUAUCGACAGCUGUCAAUAGCAACGUUCGUUACAGCUACAGAAAUUGUACAUGCAAAAUCAUUUUUUAAAUUAACGCCCGAAACAGGUACAGUAUGUAUCAUAGUGUCCGUUCGUCUAGUAUAUUUUGUAAUUUCAAAUCAAUUAUUGAAAUUCUAAAUUAUUGAAUAUUCUAAAGUUUUUAUCAGAUGAUUAUGUUAAUUAUUUUAACGCUUUUAUUAAAUAAUUAGAUUUAUGAUAUUUGCUGCAGUUAAACUUGGAUUCCAAAGUUAGUGCUUUUUCACCAGACGAACGGACACUAUGAUGCAUACUGUACAAGGGAUAUGUAUCUAGUUUUCUUUCGAGUAGAAUUUUUACAUACGACCGAUGACGAAGAUAAAUGUAAUCGUUUGAAAAUUUUCGUGUACAAUUGUUCGGAACGAAUAGAAAGGAAGAAAAAAAGAAAAAAAAAAGUAAGUUAGAUAACAUUCGUAGAUCAAUAAGUAUUUUGGUCAUCAAUUGGCCAGACUGAUGUAUUAUACUUUUUUACACAUUGCUGGACUAAGUAAUAAUUGUAAAUUUUUAUCGCGAGCUGUAUACCUGACAAUUUUCAAGUUACUUAGAUUCGCAUAACCGAUAUAAGAUAGAGUACAAAGACGGGACAGCUAUAGGAGGAAUUUGAGUGUGUAAAAAAAUUUUGUAGUAUAUGUAGAAACACAGUUGGGGAUCGUAUACCUGAUUUAAACGUUCUAUAUUCCCAACGCGAAACUUGUUUCUUCUCUCUCAUGUAACACGUUGCUUCUUUUUUUUUUAUAUAUUUGUUUUUUAUAUUUAAGCGUUGAGACGUUCCUCGAUAUUCAAUUUUAGGCCAGUGGAAUUAGAUAACCUUCAGAUUCAGCGUGUAACUAUUCUUUUUUUUAUAUGUAUAUGUAUACAUACGUAUGUACAGAGUGUUUCGGAAUUCGCGUUGGUCCUGUGAACGGGUGGUAGCUGGGGCGAUUUUGAACAACGAUUUUGAAGCUUCGUUUUUGAAUUAUUGAGGGAAAACACUGGCCAAUCAGAGCGCGUAUAGCGCGUGGGCUCAGGGACGGCGGCCUCGACUCCUGCGCCCGUGUGCUGCGCACGCUCUGAUUCGCCAGUGUUUUUCCUUAAUAAUUCAAAAACGAAGCUUCGAACAACAUUUUCGCAAAGGAAAAUGUUGUUCAGAAUCAACCCAGCUAUCACCCUUUCACAGAGCCAACGCGAGUUCUGAAACACUCUGUAUAUUUUUCUGUUUAGUCAUUCGUCUCGAUAGAAAAACAAACGAUCUACUUAAUUUUUUUCAUCUUGUCUGUUCGUACAACUUAGGAUGUAAUGUUUUCCCGUGCGUUUUGAAGUACCGUGUUUGUGUAUCACUGGAAAUCAGAAAUUAUGCUCUUAUGGUAACAUACCGGAGAAAAGUAGAAAGAGUCGUGAUGUUUUAAACGUAUUUUCGUGUACUCUCUUUUUUUUUAAGCGAACUAACGAUACAGUUUUAAGAUUAUAAAUAAUCUUAACCUUUUUACAAAGCACUUUGUAAUACCAUAAUGCUGUACGACUCUUUUACAAUUAUCUCAGGUAUGUCUUGUGAGUACAGAGAUUUUUUCUUAUAUUUUCGUGCGUUGUAAAAAAAAAAAAAUGGAAACGUAACAUAUUCUAAAAAGUAGAGAAAAACGUCACGAGUUAGAUUAGUAGAUCUGGUCUUGGAGCGUUCGAAGGAAUUUCGUACGAAACCUGUAAAUAGCGACAAGUAUUGUCUUUUUACAAACUAGUUUUACAUGGUACAGUAACUUCGUCCCGCAGGGACGUUGUAAAAUGUCGCUUUAAGGUGUACAAAGGCUACUUUAUUCUUUCUCCUUUCUUUCUUUUUUUUUUUUUUUAAUAAGAAAAGAAAAAACAAAAAAACGAGAGAUGGGACCAAUGUUAUUAGAAUUGAUCUAAGUUUACAUUUAGCAUUCUAACUUAUCUUUCUGUAAGAUAUCAGAUUUAACGAGCACACUUCUGUACAGACACUGUAAAUAUCUUAAUUUUUCCCUUCUGAUAAGUAACAAAAUAGCUUUCAAUCGAGUUACUGGAUUCAUGGAAGCGUUGAACUAUUCUAAUUGAUAAGUUUUAUAAUGAAAACGUUGUGUAGGAACUUGUGUAUUACUAGGACAUAUAAUGUAGGCUAUUUUAUUUCUUAACAGGUUUGAUACUUCUUCGAUCCUGGCAUGCGUAGAAUUACUUGAUUAAUGUAGUUUGCGGUUUAAUUUAAGUAUUUGCUAAUUUCACGUAUUAUCUGAUCUCGAUGAAGGGUCACAACCCUUAUGAAGAUGAAUGAAUGUUCAGUCAUUAAGUAUUUCUAACGAGUUGCUGUUCAGUAAUAAGCGUAACCUAGAAUUUUUUUUUUUAUUUCACUUCUGACCUUAGCAACUUAGCUUGUGUACACCUUGAAGAAUGCCAUAACGAUACUGAACAUAUUUUUUUAAUACAUUUUAAGUGAAAGGUGCUGCGAAGAAAGCAAAUGGUACAGACGAACCGUGCAUCAGUCACUUUUCAAACUUUUGUAAUUGCAAAUUUUUGUACAAGUAGUCGGUAAUUAAAAACUCAUUUGUAAAAUUUAGUAUUACAUAAGAGCGUUCUCAUUUAUUGUAUUACGUAACGAUGAUGUUUCAUUUCUUCUUCUAAAUUCAACAAGGAUUUAAUCCUAUUUUCCACUGAAAAGUUUCGGUGAAAAAAGGCGCCAAAUUUGAAUAAGUAUAUUCAAUUACUGUCAGGACAGUCUUUACUACUCAACAGGAACAAAUUACCUUUAUAUGGAGAAUUAAUAUUCAUAUUGUAGGUUUUUAUUUAUAUUUCAACUUAGAAUGUGGAUAGAUUAAUACUCAUGAUAUGAAACAUGUACUUGCAAGUGUUAGACUGCGAAUGAUGGUUUUUUCAAAAUUUUUGCUAUUGUUAUUUCUGUGAUUGAUAAAGAAGCAAAUCAGACAAGCAAUAUCACUGCCAAUCAGUGGUUAAAGUAUCAUAGGAUCUUUGCCACGGUUUGAAAGAUCUCUCUUCUAUGAUUAAUGUUAAUUUUAUGUUAUUAUUGAAGUCUGCUUCAAGCAUCGAGCUCUUUCAUUUACGUUAACAUGAAAUCAAGAGUCGUAUAACUCUUUUGCUGUACAAUAAAGUAAAAGUAUUGUUUAUUUUAUUAAUUAAGCGUAUCUUAGGCCAAAAACAUAAUCUUCUGGCUUAGCUUGUAAAAUUUGAAAAUUCAAGUACAGUAAUUCUGUAUCGUUUCAAAUAAAAGAUCAACACUGUACAUAGCUACAAAUAGUAUCCACUGUGAUCAAUACAUUAACUCAAUUAGUUGAGCAAUCAGAUGUGCAGGACUUGCAUUCCAUUUGAAACAAAUUGUAACCCUUUAUCUUUUAUAGAGGAGAAAACAGAGAAUUGCUGAAAGAUUUUUAAUAUUUCUUUCUAUUUUUCUACACAGUGGAACCAGUAAGGAUACUUCAACAAAAUUUUCUCAUUAUAGGUACAAUAAAUAAAGGGUUAAACUCCUGCAAAUGAUUGUAGUUAUAAUCCUUAAUUAAGUUAAUUCAAACGACUUACGAUAAGAAGUUAGUAUAGUUUUUGUACCUGUUUGUAAUAUUUCUAUACGAUAUAAUUAAUGUAUGUAACAUCCGUGUAGAUGCAGCAGAGCAAUUUGUAACAAUAAUGUAUAUGUGCAAUGAGAAGUUUCAGUAAUAAAA